Molecule: messenger RNA, 2382 nt
Organism: Peniophora sp. CBMAI 1063
Lineage: Eukaryota; Fungi; Basidiomycota; Agaricomycetes; Russulales; Peniophoraceae
Source: the annotation of a GenBank genome assembly
AUGUCAUUGAAUAUGUCUGACGGCCUUGAGAGCAAGCCGCGCACGGGCGUGAGGAAUAUGUUUCGUGACUUCAUGGGACGGAUAUCUGGGCGUGCAUCGCCUGUCCCUGUUCUCCCAGCAACAGAUCCUGACCAUACCAGUGCCACGCCCGACAUAUCAUCGGAAGACUUCAUUAAACCACAGACCUCGCUAGGCAUGCGGCCGGUCUCGAUAGAUCAUCUCACGCCUGAUGAGCUUCCUGUGCAUUCUGAGAUCAACCUUGAUCAAGGUGCUCCCCAAGACAUCGCCUUCCUCGCGGAAACCGGACAUCAAGCUGAGCCUCAAUACGGCCCCGCUGUUGUAGAGACAAUCGAAGAAACCCUACGUUCCCCGCUGCAUGCGCUGAUCGUUGGCAUUGAUCGAUACUCAUCUCGCGCCAUAGACGACCUCAGCGGGGCCGUCUCCGACUCCGAAUCCAUGUACAACUACCUGCGCACUGAGCUCCAAGUCCCCGAGCGCCAGAUCGUGAUUCUACGGAACGAGGCUGCGACCCGCCACGCCAUCAUUCGGAACAUCCAGGCGUUUGCGAUGUGGGCUACGAUUCGCGAUGGCGACCCCAUUCUGAUAUACUUUGCUGGGCACGGCUCUACCACAGACGCGCCGGAGGAAUGGCAUGUAGGAAGGCAGACGGUUUCGCUCAUCGUUCCACACGAUGCAACUGGUUGCUUGCUUGAUACUGCGGACAAUCUGGUCAAACACGCCAUCCCGGAUCGAACUAUCGGUGCGCUCUUGCACGAUCUUGCGGAGGGUAAAAAUAGAGUCAGCAACAAUAUAACAGUCGUCUUUGACUGCUGUCAUUCUGGUUCUGGCACUCGCGGCGCUAGCGUGCUUCGACCUCGAGGUGUCAACUUGAAGUCACAUCGGAUACCCGCGAACUUAGAUCAACAGAUAUGGGCAUCUGCCCCGCAAGGUCGCGACCUCAAAGCCGCCGCCGGUUUCGCGAAUGCUGGCACUAGAUCCCACGUCUUGCUCGCAGCCUGUCGAGAGACCGAGAUUGCUUAUGAGGGCGAUAGCCGCGGUCUAUUCACUCAAGCGCUCGUCGGCACUCUCAAGAAAGUUCCUACAGACAAGACGUCGUACAGCGAUUUGAUCAGGUGUAUUCCAGACAUUCCCAAUCAAGCUCCACAAUGUGAGGGCUAUUAUACAGACCGACCGCUUUUUAACGCACUCGUGCCCUGCAAACAGACUGCAUUGUACGACGCCAAGGUGGAGGGAGAUGGCAGCGUUACUGUCGCUGCUGGCUCCAUACAUGGGGUGGAAGACGACAGCGAGUUCGCUUUCUACAAGUCCGCGGAACCCCAGGCCGGGGUCAAGCCAUUGGCGAUAAUGAAACCUGAGACUGCGGAGAAGGUCAAGGGGUUCGCCACUCAGCUACCUCCACAUACCUUGCUUCCCUCUGAGGGACAGCCAUACUUUGCAUCUGUGAGCUCCACUGGAGAGGCCGAGGCUCUUCGCCUCUAUUUCUCGCCGUCGGACGCGGGGGUCGACGUCAUCAAGGACGCCGUCGAGAAGGCGAUCCAGCACCGGCGUGUCCACGGCGGGGGGACUAUCAUCCUCGAGGACGUGGAGGAAGAUGCACAUCUCAGUGUCAGGACGAGCGACGGCUGCGCCAUGUACACCACGAACGAACCUCUAAUCACAGAACUGGUGCCGUCGUUGAAGUUCGGGACUACGAAGGUGGAUUCGCGCGAGAUUCAGCUUGUCCUGAUCGCUGCUGUUCACUUCUUUUGGCAUCUAUUUCGCUCACCCAAGACGAGCGAACUGGUGGAGCACGUCGAUGUCAAGUUCUUCAAACUCAAGGAGGAUGUUCAUGGGGAGCUUGGACCUGAUCGCAACCGUCCUUGGGCUGUGAGCGACUCGGACGGGGACCUUUUCGAAUCAGGCGUUGUGGAAGUCGUCGCAGACGACGACACGCCGUAUGGUAUGGCAAUCAAGAACCAUUCCGCCUCUGCUCUUCAUGUCUGGGCGUUCUACUUUGAUUGCAGCACUUUGUCUGUUUCUGAAUACUACAAGCCAUCAAUCACGGGACGCGACGGUGCUGAGCCGUCCCUUCAGGAGAAUGGCGAGCUGACUAUCGGAUAUGGCGCUGGCGGUGCAGUCCCGUAUACAUUCACGCUCGGCGAGAAUCAGGACACGGACCUCGGCUUUAUCAAGCUCUUCAUCUCAACUGAGCCUGUGGACCUCUCGAGGAUCGAACACAUUUCGCCAUUCGGCCGACGCGCACGCAACAUCAAGAGGAAAUCGCGCCCACCUGCGCCCGUAUGGGAUACACUCACGAUUCCCGUCAUACAACGCAAACCUGAAGUACCCAAGGCGCCAUCAACAACAGUCGACUCUACAUGA